AUGUUGGCUUUUGAGAAUAGUAAACGGCCUGCUCAAAAUAUUGGGAAAGUGGUAGAGUCUAAGAAACGGAAAGUAGAGUUUGCUGAUGAGGUUGUGUUUCAGUCACCAAGUUGUGAGGAGAGUGAUGAUCAAAAAGUAGCACAGACCAUGUACCGUAGAUUUGUUUUGUCUGCUCUGGAGGAUCUUGAAAAGAAUGAUUCAACUCAAGUUGAUAUUAUUGCCAGCAAGGUCAACUUGCCUUCAAAAAGUUCAGACAGAGUUAACCUUGAUAAUUUUAAAAUUUUAUUAGAAGUAUUAUCUGAUAAUAUUAGUAGAAUUGAUAACUCUAAAGGAUCAAAUUUAAUUCAAUCAAUAAUUAAUUUUGAAAAGUGGUGGGAGUUACCUGAACCAAUUCUAGGUAAAUAUAUAUUCUUUAUUAAAAUUUUAUGUUCAAGUUUACCAAGAUGGUGGCAGGAUGUUUCAAUGGUGAUAAUUGUAUGUUUUAACCUAUCCCCAGAAAAGACAUCAUACCACCAUGAAAUGCUAAUGUAUUUCUUAAGAAUGAUACCCUCUUCUGUAAGUUUCAUAGAUUCUUAUUUGUCAAGAUUUUUCCCAAAUAAGAAUGAUACCCGUAAAAAUUUAGUGAAUUACAUCUCAAAUAUUUUAACGCUCACAAGUUAUUGUAAAGAGUUGAGAUUUCAAGCAUGGUCUCUGUUGAUUGAAAGGGUCAUUUCAUUGGAUGUAGAACUUCAAAAUGAACUAGAUGAAUUAGACGAUGAUAUAGAAGAAGAUUUUGAAGAAGAAAGUGAUGAUAGUGGUGAAGAAAGCGAGCAUGAGGAUGAAAUAGGUAAUGACGAAAGUGAUGAUGAAACAGAAAAUAAAUACGUGGGCAUCGAAGCUUCUGUCGAGGUUUAUGAAGAUGAAGAUGAACAAGAAGGUGAUGAAGAAUACAAUGUUGAAGUUUCUCAAAGCAUCAAAGAGUUAACUUCAAAAUUGGAUGCUAUCUUAACUUUGAUUAGCAGUCGUUUAACUGAAGAACUAACACCAGAAAGUAUAGAAUCAGGUGAUGGUGUUAAUAUUUUUAAUACAUUAACAACUUUGUUUAAAAGUCAUAUCUUACCAACAUACUACACUAGAUCUAUUCAGUACAUCAUGUUUCACAUUUCACAACAACAAACAGAGUUAAUGGAUUCAUUCCUAGUGACCCUAAUAGACAUUGCAUUUUCUCCAAAUGAGACAUCCGAAAAGAAGGUUAAAUCAUUACAAUAUUUAGGUUCCUACAUUGCUCGUGCCAAACAUUUAUCAAGGACUCAAAUUGUGUUUGUCGCAAGCUAUUUAACAUCAUGGUUAAAUCGUUAUCUUCUAGAAAGAGAAGAUGAAGUUGAUCAACCUGGUGGUAUGGAAAGAUUCAAGCAUUUCUACGCAGCUUUCCAGUCAUUAUGUUAUAUGUUCUGUUUCAGGCAUAACGUAUUCAAAGAUGUCGAUGGUAAGUGGGAGUGCGAAUUGGAUAAAUUUUUCCAAAGGAUGGUUAUCUCUAAAUUCAAUCCACUCAAAUAUUGUAAUGAGAAUGUUAUGAUGAUGUUUGCGAGAAUAACACAACAUGAAGGUAUUGCCUAUUGUUUUGGUAUAAUUGAAACUAACAAUAACGAAAGACUUAGAGGUAUUAUUGGCAGGUCAGCUUCAGAUAAAGAAGCUUCUGGAAGUCAAUCAAUUUCUCAAGCUUCUACAUGGUCUUUGAUUACAAGACAACAAUUCAUCGAUUUACAGAGUUAUUUCCCAUUUGAUCCAUUAUUAUUAAAAAAUUAUAAAUCAUUAAUGAAGGAAUAUUAUAUAGAAUGGAGUGAAGCAAGUGGUGAAUACGAGAGUGAUGAAUCCGAUGAUUAA
Vanderwaltozyma polyspora DSM 70294 is the source of this 1863-nucleotide messenger RNA. It is a transcript of the gene RRN3, whose product is annotated as rDNA-binding RNA polymerase I transcriptional factor. The coding region runs from base 1 to 1863 and encodes 620 amino acids. Gene Ontology annotation, biological process: transcription initiation at RNA polymerase I promoter. Gene Ontology annotation, molecular function: RNA polymerase I core binding; RNA polymerase I general transcription initiation factor activity. Gene Ontology annotation, cellular component: nucleus. Lineage: Eukaryota; Fungi; Ascomycota; Saccharomycetes; Saccharomycetales; Saccharomycetaceae. The transcript is spliced from 2 exons. The record is from RefSeq and is a predicted model, not a curated record.